This is a messenger RNA of Gopherus flavomarginatus (Mexican gopher tortoise), 7245 nucleotides long. RefSeq names its product mucin 16, cell surface associated (gene MUC16). The record is from RefSeq and is a predicted model, not a curated record. Lineage: Eukaryota; Metazoa; Chordata; Testudines; Testudinidae. The transcript is spliced from 66 exons.
AUGGUGACUUCUCCAGCUGAGACCACACUGACAUUGACUCCCACCACAGCACCUCCUAAAACGUCCACAUCUCCGGAAAGCACAGCUGCAGUUACAGCUCCUCUUCUACAAACCUCCACAGCUACUCUAAAGACCACUUCCUUAGCUGAGACUACUGCAAUCGCUAAGACCUCUACAGCUUCUCGGCAGUCCAAUUCCCUGGCUGAGACUACAGCAAUAACUAGUACGACUAUAGUAGAAGAGACAACCACGGUUGCACUUCCCACCAUUUCACUAUCUCAGAGCACAACUGUAGCCACUUCUGCUAGUCCAGAGACCUCCACUGCUCCACUAGAAUUUACUUCCUUAGCAGAGACAGCAGCAAUAACUACUGCCUCUACAAGGGGAAACAACGGCAGCCAUCUCUGUGACAACCACAACAUCGCUUUCACCUACCACAGUUGCUUUGACAACUGCGUCUACAGCAACAACGAGUUCCAGCUUCGUAGAGGAGACAACCACAGCUUCACCUCCAACCACUGCACUACCUGGGAGCACGGCUGUAGCUACUUCGACUAUUCUAGAGACCUCCACAGCUCCUUUGAAACAACCACCACUCUGGCUAUCACCACACCAGUCCCUGUGGCAACAUCCCCCACUGAGACCACAACUGGAGUCACUUCUAUUUUACUGUUGACAUCCACGAGGGGAAACAACGGCAGCCAUCUCUGUGACAACCACAACAUCGCUUUCACCUACCACAGCUGCUUUGACAACUGCGUCUACAGCAACAACGAGUUCCAGCUUCGUAGAGGAGACAACCACAGCUUCACCUCCAACCACUGCACUACCUGGGAGCAUGGCUGUAGCUACUUCGACUAUUCUAGAGACCUCCACAGCUCCUCUGUUUCACCAACCUCAACCCCCGCUUCAGCAAUUGAACAUUUCACAGUGAACUUCACCAUAACCAAUCUCAAAUAUGAUUCACAGCUGAGAUCUCCUCAUUCUACCCGGUUCAAUGCAACUGAGAAAGUCUUGAUCUCUUUACUCAACCCAAUAUUUGGAAACAGCAGCUUCGGCCCAGAUUAUAUAAAAUGUGAAGUGACGUCUUACAGAUCGGUGAGAGAUGGGAAUAACACCGGUGUGGAUGCCGUCUGCACCUACAGGCACGACUCCACUACUCCCCUGUUUGACAGAGUGGAUGUUUACCGUGAAAUCCAGAACAAGACAAAUGGCAUCACCAAACUGGGCCUCUACACCCUGGACAAGGACAGCCUCUAUGUCAAUGGUUAUAAUGAAGCACCAGCUCUGCCAACAAUUGAACGUUUCACAGUGAACUUCACCAUAACCAAUCUCAAAUAUGAUUCACAACUGGGAACGCCUCAUUCUACCCGGUUCAAUGCUACUGAGAAAGCCUUGAUCUCUUUGCUCAACCCAAUAUUUGAGAACAGCAGCAUCGGCCCAGCUUAUAUAAGAUGUGAAGUGAUAGCUUGCAGAUCGGUGAGAGAUGGGAAUGACACCGGUGUAGAUGCCGUCUGCACCUAUAGGCACGACUCCACUGCUCCCCUGAUUGACAGAGUGGGUGUUUACCAUGAAAUCCAGAACAAGACAAAUGGCAUCACCAAGCUGGGCCCCUACACGCUGGACAAGGACAGCCUCUAUGUCAAUGGUAACCAGCUGAUUUCUUUACAGCUUAGUCCCAACCCCAGAAUAACCUCAGGCCAUAGAAAGUAAGUGACUGUGUUAUGCCCAAGUGCUCUUUCUGGACCGUCAACCCCCACUCCAGCAAUUGGACAUUUCACAGUGAACUUCACCAUAACCAAUCUCAAAUAUGAUUCACAACUGGGAACGCCUCAUUCUACCCAGUUCAAUGCUACUGAGAAAGCUUUGAUCUCUUUGCUUAACCCAAUACUUAAGAACAGCAGCAUUGGCCCAGCUUAUAUAAAAUGUGAAGUAACGGCUUACAGACCGGUGAGAGCUGGGAAUGACACCGGUGUAGAUGCCGUCUGCACCUACAGGCGCGACUCCACUACUCCCCCGUUUGACAGAGUGGGUGUUUAUCAUGAAAUCCAGAACAAGACAAAUGGCAUCACCAAGCUGGGCCCCUACACCCUGGACAAGGACAGCCUCUAUGUCAAUGGUUAUAACGAAGCACCAGCUCUGCCAACUGUUUUGCCAACCUCAACCACUGCUCCAGCAAUUGGACAUUUCACAGUGAACUUCACCAUAACCAAUCUCAAAUAUGAUUCACAACUGGGAACGCCCCAUUCUACCUGGUUCAAUGCUACUGAGAAAGUCUUGAUCUCUUUGCUCAACCCAAUAUUUGAGAACAGCAGCAUCGGCCCAGCUUAUAUAAGAUGUGAAGUGAUAGCUUGCAGAUCGGUGAGAGAUGGGAAUAACACUGGUGUGGAUGCCGUCUGCACCUAUAGGCACGACUCCACUGCUCCCCUGUUUGACAGAGUGGGUGCUUACCAUGAAAUCCGCAACAAGACAAAUGGCAUCACCAAGCUGGGCCCCUACACGCUGGACAAGGACAGCCUCUAUGUCAAUGGUUAUAACGAAGCACCAGCUCUGCCAACUGUUUUGCCAACCUCAACCCCCGUUCCAGCAAUCGAACAUUUCACAGUGAACUUCACCAUAACCAAUCUCAAAUAUAAUUCACAACUGGGAACUCCUCACUCUACCUGGUUCAAUACUACUGAGAAAGCCUUGAUCUCUUUGCUCAACCCAAUACUUAAGAACAGCAGCAUCGGCCCAGGAUAUAUCAGAUGUGAAGUAACAGCUUACAGACCGGUGAGAGCUGGGAAUGACACCGGUGUAGAUGCCGUCUGCACCUACAGGCGCGACUCCACUACUCCUCCGUUUGACAGAGUGAGUGUUUAUCAUGAAAUCCAGAACAAGACAAAUGGCAUCACCAAGUUGGGCCCCUACACCCUGGACAAGGACAGCCUCUAUGUCAAUGGUUAUAAUGAAGCACCAGCUCUGCCAACUGUUUUGCCAACCUCAACCCCCGUUCCAGCAAUCGAACGUUUCACAGUGAACUUCACCAUAACCAAUCUCAAAUAUAAUUCACAACUGGGAACGCCUCAUUCUACCCGGUUCAAUGCUACUGAAAAAGCUUUGAUCUCUUUGCUCAACCCAAUAUUUAAGAACAGCAGCAUCGGCCCAGAGUAUAUCAGAUGUGAAGUGACGGCUUACAGACCGGUGAGAGCUGGGAAUGACACCAGUGUAGAUGCCGUCUGCACCUACAGGCGCGACUCCACUACUCCUCCGUUUGACAGAGUGAGUGUUUAUCAUGAAAUCCAGAACAAGACAAAUGGCAUCACCAAGUUGGGCCCCUACACCCUGGACAAGGACAGCCUCUAUGUCAAUGGUUAUAAUGAAGCACCAGCUCUGCCAACUGUUUUGCCAACCUCAACCCCCGUUCCAGCAAUCGAACAUUUCACAGUGAACUUCACCAUAACCAAUCUCAAAUAUAAUUCACAACUGGGAACGCCUCAUUCUACCCGGUUCAAUGCUACUGAGAAAGCUUUGAUCUCUUUGCUUAACCCAAUACUUAAGAACAGCAGCAUUGGCCCAGCUUAUAUAAAAUGUGAAGUAACGGCUUACAGAUCGGUGAGAGCUGGGAAUGACACCGGUGUGGAUGCCGUCUGCACCUACAGGCGCGACUCCACUGCUUCCCCGUUUGACAGAGUGAGUGUUUACCAUGAAAUCCAGAACAAGACAAAUGGCAUCACCAAGCUGGGUCCCUACAACCUGGACAAGGAUAGCCUCUAUGUCAAUGGUUAUAAUGAAGCACCAGCUCUGCCAACUGUUUUGCCAACCUCAACCCCCGUUCCAGCAAUCGAACAUUUCACAGUGAACUUCACCAUAACCAAUCUCAAAUAUAAUUCACAACUGGGAACGCCUCAUUCUACCCGGUUCAAUGCUACUGAGAAAGUCUUGAUCUCUUUGCUCAACCCAAUAUUUAAGAACAGCAGCAUCGGCCCAGCUUAUAUAAAAUGUGAAGUAACGGCUUACAGAUCAAUGAGAGCUGGGAAUGACACCGGUGUAGAUGCCGUCUGCACCUACAGGCGUGACUCCACUGCUCCACCAUUUGACAGAAUGAGGGUUUACCAUGAAGUGAGGAACAAGACAAAUGGCAUCACCAAACUGGGCCCCUACAUCCUGGACAAGGACAGCCUCUAUGUCAAUGGUUACAAUGAAGCAAACCCUCCACCAACUGUGAUGACAACUACAAUUCCAGCUCCAACAGUUGACUAUUUCACAGUGAACUUCACCAUCACGAAUCUCCUAUACACAUUCCAAUUAGGAACCCCAAAUUCCGAUACAUUCAAUGCUACCGAAAAAGUCCUGACCUCUUUGCUUGACCCAUUGUUCAAAAACAGCAGCAUUGGCCCUGUUUAUAUGGGAUGCAAAGUGAUGACUUAUAGGCCUGUGAAUAACGGAGAUGACACUAGCGUAGAUGCCCUCUGCACCUACAGAACUGAGUCUACCACAUCCAGGUUCGACAGAGUGAGGGUUUACCAUGAGCUGAGCAACAAAACAAGUGGAAUCACCAAGUUAGGACCCUACAGCCUGGAUGACAAGAGCCUUUUCGUUAACGGUUACAAUGAACCGCGUUCUGUGCCAACUACGAUACCAACUGCAACCAGUGCUCCUGCUCCAACAGUCGAACAUUUCACAGUGAACUUCACCAUAACCAAUCUCCAGUACACUUCUCAACUAGGAACCCCCAAUUCCUUGAAAUUCAAUAAUACAGAGAAAGUGCUAACCUCUUUGCUUGACCCACUGCUCACAAACAGCAGCAUCGGCUCAGACUACAAAGGAUGCAAAGUGAUAGCUUAUAGCCCUGUGACAAAUGGCGAUGGCACGCGCAUCGAUGCCCUCUGCACCUACCGAAAUGACUUCACCAGACCCAGGUUUGACAGAGCGAAGGUUUACCACGAGCUGAGCAACAAGACAAGAGACAUCACUAAAUUAGGUCCUUACAACCUGGACAACAGCAGUCUCUACGUCAAUGAAUACAACGAAGCACUACUUGGACCGACUCUGAGCCUAACUACCCCGCAGAGUCCAACAGCUGGGUAUUUCACAGUGAAUGCCACCUUAACCAACCUCCGCUACACCACAGACCUGGGGACACCGGGUUCCCGCAAAUUCAAUUCUACAGAGAAAACAAUACUGUAUCAUAUUGAGCCUCUGCUCAGAAAAAGCAGCAUUGGCCCUAUCUACACUGGAUGCAAAGUGAUGGCAUUUAGGUCGGUGAGGAACAGGGAUGACACAGGAGUAGACGCCUUGUGCAGCUACAGGAAUGAGCCCACGGCUCCCAAGUUUGACAGAGUGAAGGUUUAUCGUGAGCUGAGCAGCAUGACAAACAACAUCACCAAGUUAGGGCAAUACAACCUGGAGAACAAAAGCCUCUAUGUCAAUGAAUACAACGAAGCACUACUUGGACCGACUCUGAGCCAAACUACCCCCCAAAGACCAACAGCUGGGUAUUUCACAGUGAAUGCCACCUUAACCAACCUCCGCUACACCACAGACCUGGGGACACCGGGUUCCCGCAAAUUCAAUUCUACAGAGAAAACAAUACUGUAUCAUAUUGAGCCUCUGCUCAGAAAAAGCAGCAUUGGCCCUAUCUACACUGGAUGCAAAGUGAUGGCAUUUAGGUCGGUGAGGAACAGGGAUGACACAGGAGUAGACGUCUUGUGCAGCUACAGGAAUGAGCCCACGGCUCCCAAGUUUGACAGAGUGAAGGUUUAUCGUGAGCUGAGCAGCAUGACAAACAACAUCACCAAGUUAGGGCAAUACAACCUGGAGAACAAAAGCCUCUAUGUCAAUGAAUACAACGAAGCACUUCUUGGACCAACUCUGAGCCUAACUACCCCCCAGAGUCCAACAGCUGGGUAUUUCACAGUGAAUGCCACCUUAACCAACCUCCGCUACACCACAGACCUGGGGACACCGGGUUCCCGCAAAUUCAAUUCUACAGAGAAAACAAUACUCUAUUAUAUUGAGCCUAUGCUCAGAAACAGCAGCAUUGGCCCCGUCUACACUGGAUGCAAAGUGAUGGCAUUUAGGUCUAUGAAUAAUAAGGACACCGGGAUCAAUGCAGUAUGCAGCUACAAAAACAACUCCACAGUUGCUACGUUUGACAGAGUGAAGCUUUAUCAUGAGCUGAGCAGCAUGACAAAGGGCAUCACCACGAUAGGACCCUACACCCUGGAGAAGAAUGGCCUUUAUGUGAAUGGUUUCCACCUCUCAGACAUAGCUACUACUACAGAAGCUCCUUCCAUGGUGGCUCCAGAGAAUGUGGGGUAUCUGCUCAACUUCAGAAUAAUCAAUGUAAACCUAACCAACCCAGACCCGAAGUCUUUGGCCUACCAAGCAUUACAGAAAGACAUUGCUGACAAGAUCCUUGACCUCUCUGCCCCCAGGAUUGGCUCUGUAGUGGUCGACUGCAACUGCCACUUCAAGCCAGCACCCAACCGCAGUGAGGAGACCGUUCUAAGUGCAUUUCAGAAUGGAACGAGGAAUGCAAGCGCACAAUGGCUGGGAGGCCGCUACCAGCUGCAGGGAGCCAGGGUGAAUGUUUUGGAGCCAGUUAUUAAGCCAGUGACUCAGCCACCCGUCAGUGCUGAGCGAGAGACUUUCAGGUUAAACUUCACCGUCACUAACCUCUUCUACUCGUCUGAACUGAAACAACCCAGUUCAAAUCCUCAUCGACUGAACAAGCAGAUGAUUGAGAAAGCGCUUGACAAUAUUUUCAGAAAUAGCAGCGUCCAGAAGUACUUUGCCGGCUGUUCAGUUGAAAGCUUUAGGCCCAUCUCUGGGAAAACUUACACUGGUAUUAACGCCAUUUGCAAAUUUACGCUGGACAGCACCUCCAGGGCCUUUCAAAGAGAAGAAGUGUAUGAGGAGUUUAAACGUCUCACCAACGGAGGCACUCAGCUAGGGGACAGCUACACGCUAGACAAGGAUAGCUUGCUUGUUAAUGAUUAUUCUCCUCUCAACACAAUGGCAGGAGAACCUGGUAGAUCGGCAAACAAAUGCAAAAGAGCAAUGAGCCUGGCCAUGGUGAAUCCAUUACACAUUUGGGACUCAUGGGAAAUCCUUGCAUUAUCCACCCAGCGCUACGGUGUAUCCACCGAACACCACAUCCUGGGGAGCAGCAGCACCCGCUUCCCCUGCACCACCAGGCUUCUCCUAGGACGUAAGACAGAGUCAGAGUUUGAGGCUAGAAGGGACUACCAGGUCAUCUAG